UGUUUUCUAGAUAUUUCCCUGUCAUAGUAUUUUUUGCUCUUGAUUAAUUUAAAAAUCCUCCCGAAUUAUUUAGAAUCUGUCAUUAAAUUCGACGCAGAAUGUCGGUGCGACAUGACUGGUACCAAUCGGAGACCAAGGUGGUCAUAACAGUUCUGCUGAAGGGAGCCACAGACAAAAAUUACGUCGUUAACAUUGAGCCGCAAAAAGUCCAAAUGACUGCAGAUGGCUAUGAGCUGCUGCUCCAACUGCUCCAUCCCAUUAAUGUGGAGCGCUCCUCACACAAGGCCUAUGCCACCAAGGUGGAAAUAACAUUGGCCAAAGAGACGGGCGUUCGCUGGGAAAGCCUCGAGCAAAAGGCAGAUGUCGCAGCACUGCCGACCCUGCAGGCAAAAAACUGGGAUCGUUUGGUCAGCGAGGAGGAGAAAAAUGACGAGAUGUCGGCCAAGGGGGAGGCGGCCUUGAAUCAUCUAUUCAAAAAAAUCUACAGCACAUCCACACCGGAAGUGCAGAAGGCCAUGAAUAAAUCAUUCUCAGAAUCCGGUGGCACUGUGCUGAGCACCAACUGGAACGAGGUGUCCAAAGAGACGGUGACCGUUAAGCCGCCCGAAGGCACCGAAUUCCGCCAAUGGGACAAAUAAAGAAGAAGAUGCGAAAGAGAGAGCAAAGAGAACCGCAUAAAUGCAUCGAUGCGUGGAACUUACACAACACUAAACAUUAAGAAGCACACAAAAUAAAUAUACAGCAGACAGCAAGUAAAAGAAAAAAUGUUGAUUCUAACAUAAUAAUAAAAACUAAUUAAUUUUAAAU
This is a messenger RNA of Drosophila grimshawi, 807 nucleotides long. It is a transcript of the gene Sgt1, whose product is annotated as protein SGT1 homolog. The record is from RefSeq and is a predicted model, not a curated record. Gene Ontology annotation, biological process: protein stabilization. The transcript has a single exon. Lineage: Eukaryota; Metazoa; Arthropoda; Insecta; Diptera; Drosophilidae. The coding region runs from base 99 to 638 and encodes 179 amino acids. Gene Ontology annotation, molecular function: protein-folding chaperone binding.